AAAUAAAUAAAAGAAACGAAUUUGUUGCCAUUAAAUCAAACUGUUCGAUAUUGUUAGUGUAAUAAAGGCAUUAUUUAAAAAUUUCAAAACAAAUAGAAAAUAACAAAAAGCUUUGGAAAAAGGAAUUUCUUUUACUUGAUAUCCUUAAAUGGUUAUGAGUUCCUAGUACCACAAAAUCACACCUUGAAGCAAAAACUUUAGUUAUUUUUUUCGUUGAUUUAGAAAACAAAGCAGAAAUAUUUUCCUAUAAAAAAUGAAAUACUUUGGCGGAAUUGAGGGUGGUGCCACACAUUCGCGUUUGAUCAUCUGCUCGGAGGAUGGUGAGUGUGUUAUUACAACAACUGGACUGGGUACAAACCACUGGAUGGUUGGCAUUGCUGAAUGUGCCCGGCGCAUUGCCGACAUGAUAGAACGUGCGAAAACCGAUGCAAAUAUACCACAAGAGACACGUUUGACAAGUUUGGGUUUAAGUUUAAGUGGCUGCGAACAGGAAGCCACCAACUUUGAACUCGAAAUGGAAUUACGCACGUCAUUUCCUGAUAUAGCCGAUAAUUAUUAUGUGUGCAGCGAUACUAUGGGUAGUAUUUUUACUGCUUCCCCCAGUGGUGGUAUGGUUCUUAUAUCGGGCACAGGUUCCAAUGCCUUAUUAAAAAAUCCCGAUGGAACUUCGUUUAACUGUGGUGGUUGGGGUCAUUUCUUGGGAGAUGAGGGAAGUGCCUGGUAUAUUUCGCACCGUGCCAUGAAGCUGGUCUUCGAUGACAUGGAUAAUUUUUCCAAAGCCCCCUAUCCGGUCGAAGCUGUCUGGAAACUCAUACAAGAACACUUUAAUAUUAAGACUCGACUCGAUUUGUUGCCACACUGUUAUGCCAAAUUCGACAAACCAUUCUAUGCAAGUCUGUGCAAGAAACUCUCCCAUGCCGCCGAAGAAGGCGAUGAACUGUCGAAAUUUCUCUUUCGUGAGGCGGGCGCUCAUAUAGCCACUCAUAUAACUUCAUUGGCGCCAAAAGUUCACAACGAUUUGGUUAGAGAAGGCGAUUUAAAUGUUGUCUGCGUUGGUUCGGUGUGGCUAAGUUGGCCGCUUUUAGAGGACGGUUUCAUACAGGAGCUGAAAAAGGCUCAUUUACCGUUUGGCCUUAAGUUGAUACGUAUUACGAAAUGUAUGGCUUAUGGUGCCUGUUAUUUGGGAGCCGAUAGUAUUGAAUUUCCGUUGCCUCGUAAUUAUUUGAAUAAUUACAAAGUUAUGUAUCACUAUGGACAAUGUCAUACUAAUGGUAACAUUACUUCGAAUGGUAACCACCCAAAUUCAGUAGAAUAACACUGGACUAAAGGCAAAUCACAUGAUGAAGAUGCUACAAAACGUUCCAUUUUAUUUAGAAAUAUUUAAUGCAAACAUUUAAUGUUUUUUCCCUAUAAUCGAAAUCUUCCAUUUAUAUAUUAUUUUGUUUUAUAGUAGUAUUUUAUUUUAGUUAAACAAAAUUGUAAACAUUUAUAUUGGACGUAUUUAUACAUUUGUAUUUUUUACAAAAUAUACACAUAGAUUAUUGCAACAAUAAAAAAAGCCCCUAAACA
Calliphora vicina (urban bluebottle blowfly) is the source of this 1569-nucleotide messenger RNA. RefSeq names its product N-acetylglucosamine kinase (gene Nagk). Gene Ontology annotation, molecular function: N-acetylglucosamine kinase activity. The record is from RefSeq and is a predicted model, not a curated record. The coding region runs from base 254 to 1315 and encodes 353 amino acids. NCBI's taxonomy places the organism in Eukaryota, Metazoa, Arthropoda, Insecta, Diptera, Calliphoridae. The transcript is spliced from 5 exons.